CUGCAAUAUGGCUACCUCAUGAAUAGAGGAUGGUGGUGCUUCGUGGCACACCUUAAGUGACUGUUUUUACAUAAAAUUUAUCAACUAAAAAUAUUAUUUAAUUGAAAACCAUUGAAAAUGAUGCAAUUUAUGCUAUUAUUCAGCCGUCAAGGAAAAUUGCGUUUACAAAAAUGGUACGUUGCACACCCAGACAAACUGAAAAAGAAGAUAACUCGAGAACUAAUCACAACGAUUCUCGCUCGAAAGCCAAAGAUGUCGAGUUUCCUUGAGUGGAAAGAUGUCAAGGUCGUUUACAAAAGGUAUGCAAGUUUAUAUUUUUGCUGUGCAAUAGAGCAAAAUGACAAUGAAUUGCUGACCCUUGAAAUUAUUCAUCGUUACGUGGAAUUGUUAGACAAAUAUUUUGGCAGUGUGUGUGAGUUGGACAUAAUUUUCAAUUUUGAAAAAGCAUAUUUCAUACUUGAUGAGCUUCUUGUGGGAGGAGAAAUCCAAGAAACUAGCAAAAAGAAUGUUCUGAAAGCUAUUGCAGCCCAGGAUCUUUUGCAGGAGGACGAGGCCGUGGAAGGUGCGCUGCGAGAAAUAGGGCUUUUAUAGGCAAACAGCUCGGGCGAAACUAAAGCAAAACUGUAGUCAUAGCCAGAACGUUCCAAUGGAUCUCUCCCCGCAGCACGUGCCACUCAAUUAAAAAAUAAAGCUAGAAGAGUCCUCAACGCUUUUGUCGUCGUCGCCGCAGCCGCCGCCGCCGCCGCCACCGCCGCCGCCGUCGUCGCCUCAUUUAUUCAGGAAUUGUGCACUUUGUAUCGCGUUCUCGGGCUGUUUGAACAGCCGAGAUAGAGCAACUUGUAAUGUUCAAUAUUUAACGUCAGACUGACAGCCCCGGGGAAACAGAUAUUCUCUGUUUAUUGAUUGUACGUGAAUUCCGCGGCAGCGAGUCGAUGUAUUGCUCAGUUUUUCAUCUCGCUGACAUAACUUUAUAUGCGAGAAAUGUGUCAAUAACUUUUUUUCCUUGUUGCCUACGUCUCAUUCGAAAUUGUGCGUUUCUUUUUCAAUGUUCACAGCUGGACGUCGACCGCUUGUCUUUUGAUAAAAUUUAUGCGAAUUUAAUGUAAAAUCUUUUGAUGUGGCUUUGCGAUAUGGUAACGCUUUUUUAGACCUUUCCUUUUUAUUUAACUCUUGAAAUUGUUUAUGUACAAUUAGCUUCUACGUAUCUUUUGUAAAACGAUAUGUCAAUACAUAAAUAUUAAUUUUUUUCGGUUCAAUUUUAAUUCACUCGUAGCGAGAACAAUACUGGUUUCAUCAUUGACAUACCAUUUUAAGAAAACGCCACGUGAAUUUUUAAAGAAAACAAUGGUUACGAUAAAAAAUGUUUUUGAUAAGACUGGACAUUUUCAUUACCGCAAACUUGCCAUAUUUUUGUACUAAUGUUCGUUGAAAACUAUUUAUAACCCGAAAAUACAUAGCAUUUCGACAAAGGAAAAAUGAAGAAGAAAAGAAAUUAAGAAUGAUGUAUGGAAAGCGAAAAAUAAAAAUCAGUAAUAUAUUUUGUUAACCUAGUUAUGUAUGAAUCCACUUAGAGAACGUAGAUUUUAGUGAGUGAGCCAUGGUAGGUCUAACGCGAAGUUUGUAUGUAAUCUACGGCAAUAAUUGUAACUUGACGCAACGACGAAUCAUGUAGAUGUAGAUUCAGGAGAUGAGAGAAACAUAAUAAAAAUUAAUUAACCCAUGUGAAUUGUGAAAUCGCACCUGCGCUCUUACAGCAAUUUGUGUCAAUUGUCAUUGUGACUGCACUUUAGAAUAAUAAACAUAUGAACACGAACACACAAACACCUCUCAAACAAUCAGUUAAAUAAAGCAAUCUUCUAGAAAGU
This is a messenger RNA of Phymastichus coffea, 1865 nucleotides long. RefSeq names its product AP-1 complex subunit sigma-2 (gene AP-1sigma). NCBI's taxonomy places the organism in Eukaryota, Metazoa, Arthropoda, Insecta, Hymenoptera, Eulophidae. The transcript is spliced from 5 exons. The record is from RefSeq and is a predicted model, not a curated record. Bases 118 to 591 code for a protein of 157 amino acids. Gene Ontology annotation, molecular function: clathrin-cargo adaptor activity. Gene Ontology annotation, biological process: intracellular protein transport; vesicle-mediated transport. Gene Ontology annotation, cellular component: intracellular membrane-bounded organelle; AP-1 adaptor complex; membrane coat.